AACUUGUACUUAGAGAUGUGUCCUUCUGUAGGACAAGCAGUUGCUAUUGGCUCCCCACCAUUUUGUCUCUCACAGGUGAUGAAAUGAAACCGGCAAGAGCUUCUUGGCUGUCUCCUCUUUGUGGUGAAGGGGAGGCAGGUGCUGUGGAACCAGAUCAGGGUCGAGUGUCUUUUGAGGGUGUUGCUGGGCAUUUCACCAGAAAGGGCCCCCGUGAAAUUUGCAGCUGGCUCCACCUUCUCUGCCGUCAGUGGCUGAAGCCAGAGGGUCACACAAAGACUCAGAUCCUUGACCUGGUGAUCCUGAAGCAGUUCCUGGCUGUCCUCCCUCCGGAGAUGGAGAGCUGGGUAAGGGAAUGUGGGGCAGAGACCACUUCCCAAGCGGUGGCCCUGGCCGAAGGUUUCCUCCUGAGUCAAGCAGAGGACAAGAAGCGGCAGAUAAGCAAUUUGUCUGCAGAAGCGAGCACUGACGCAAGAGAAAAUCCCCUGCAGAGUGGUAACAAUCAGGAGAGUGAUGGACAUCCCAUCUCAUUGGGUGAUGAAAUGGCGCUGGCAAGACCUGCUUGGCCAUUUCCUCUUGGCAACAGAUGGGAAGCAGCUGCUGUGAACCCAGAUCAGGGUCCCGUGUCGUUUGAGGAGGUGGCGGUGUAUUUCACAGAGGAGGAAUGGGCUCUGCUGGAUCCUGACCAGAGGGCGCUGCAUAAUGAAGUCAUGGAGGAGAAUUGUGGGAUGGUAGUCUCUCUCAUAGGUUAUGAAUGGAAAACUGAGAAUCAGAGAGAACUACAUGGGGUGUUUGCAGAAAGAGACACAUGUAUGAAGAUGGAGCAGCAGAGAUGGAAAACAGAAGGAGAGAAGAGGAGGAAUCAUUCCCCUGCUUCUCAGGGCACUGACUCCAGUGAAAUCCCAGUCCAAGAAGAAACGCAAAACAGAAGAGAAACAAUUACAUGUUUUGUAUGUUGGAGAAGUUUCCAUUCUAAAUCUAAACUUAAAACUCACUACAAAAUCGACACAGGGGAGAAACCACACAAAAGCUUUGAAUGCGCAAAGGGCUUUAAUACAAGCACAAGCCUUGGUAUUCAUCAAAGGGCCCACACAGGGGAGAAACCACAUAAAUGCUUGGAGUGUGGCAAGAGCUUCUCUCAGAAGAGAAAUCUGACAGCGCACCACAGAAUUCACACCGGAGAAAAACCAUUUAAUUGCUUGGAAUGUGGAAAGGCCUUCCGUCGGAGGACACAUCUCACUGCUCAUCAGAGAAUUCACACAGUAGAGAAGCUGUACAGGUGCUUGGAAUGUGGGAAGACCUUUAAAAGAAGCAGAAGCCUCACUACUCAUCUAAUAAUUCACGCAGGGGGGGAAACAUACAAAUGCUUGGAGUGUGGAAAGAGCUUCUCUAAGAAAAGGAAUCUCACUAACCACCACAGAAUUCACCUGGGGGAGAAACCAUACCAAUGUUCGGGCUUUAAUACAAGCACAAGCCUUGGUAUUCAUCAAAGGGCCCACACAGGGGAGAAACCACAUAAAUGCUUGGAGUGUGGAAAGAGCUUCUCUCAGAAGAGAAAUCUGACAGCGCACCACAGAAUUCACACCGGAGAAAAACCAUUUAAUUGCUUGGAAUGUGGAAAGGCCUUCCUUCGGAGGACACAUCUCACUGCUCAUCAGAGAAUUCACACAGGAGAGAAGCUGUACAGGUGCUUGGAAUGUGGGAAGACCUUUAAAAGAAGCGGAAGCCUCACUACUCAUCUAAUAAUUCAUGCAGGGGGUAAAACAUACAAAUGCUUGGAGUGUGGAAAGAGCUUCUCUCAGAAGAGGAAUCUCACUAACCACCACAGAAUUCACCUGGGGGAGAAACCAUACCAAUGUUCGGAAUGUGAAAAGCGCUUCUUCCGGAAGACGCAUCUCAAUACUCAUCAAAGAAUUCACACAGGGGACAAGCCAUUUAAAUGCUUGCAAUGUGGAAAGAGCUUUUGUUGGAAGAUCCAUCUCACUUAUCAUCAAAGGAUCCACACAAGGAAAACACCACAUAAAUGCUUGGAGUGUGGAAAGAACUUUUCUCAGAAUUCUCUCCUUGUUACCCAUCAAAGGAUCCAUACAGGGGAGAAACCAUUUAAAUGCUUGGAGUGUGGAAAGAGCUUCUCUCAGAAGACAAAUCUUGCUUCCCACCGCAGAACUCACACAGGGGAGAAACCAUAUAAAUGUUCAGAAUGUGGAAAGAGCUUCUGUCGAAGGACACAUCUCACUACUCAUCAGAGAACUCACACGGGGGAGAAACCAUACAAAUGUUUGGAAUGCGGAAAGACCUUUAGUAGAAACAGAAGCCUAACACAUCAUCAAAUAACUCACACUGGGGAGAAACCGUACAAAUGUUUGGAAUGCGGAAAGAGCUUCUAUUGGAAAAUGCAUCUUACUUAUCAUGAAAGAAUUCACAGAAAGGAUGCACCACAUAAAUGCUUGGCGUGUGGAAAGAUCUUUUGUCAAAAUUCUGACCUCGUAACCCAUCAAAGGAUCCAUACAGGGGAGAAACCAUUUAAAUGCUUGGAAUGCGGAAAGAGCUUCUGUCAGAAGAUAAAUCUGAGUAAUCAUCUAAGAAUUCACACGGGGGAGAAACCCUUUAAGUGCUUAGAAUGUGGAAAGACCUUUAGUACAGGCACAAACCUCACCACUCAUCAAAUAAUUCAUACACGGGAGAAACCAUUUAAAUGCUUGGAGUGUGGAAUGGCCUUUAAGAGAAACAGAGGCCUCAGCAUUCAUCAAAGGAUCCACACAGGGGAGAAGCCACAUAAAUGCGUGGAGUGUGGAAAAAGCUUUCGCCAUAGUUCUGCCCUUGUUAAUCAUCAGAGAAUCCAUACAGGAAAGAAACCAUAUAAAUGCUUGGAGUGUGGAAAGAGUUUCUGUCAGAAGACACAGCUCACUGCUCAUCAAAGAAUUCACACAGGAGAGAAACCGCAUAAAUGUAUGGACUGUGGGAAGAACUUUUGUCGGAAGGAAUCACUUGCUGCUCAUCAGAGAAUUCACACUGGGGAGAAACCAUUUAAGUGUUUGGUAUGUGGAAAGAGCUUCACGCGGAAGAUAAGUCUUGUUUCUCAUAAAAAAAUCCACGCAGGAGAGAAACCAGCAGGGCUUGGAGGAUUUGAAGCAGGAGUCUGUAGCCCAGUUGCAGGCAUCCUUGGAAUAGUAAGAAAGAUGGAAGACCAAGACUCAGCCGGCCUGGAUGGGGAGAAGACCCUCAGCUCAGAUGUGCGGCGCCAGCAAUUCAGAAAGUUCUGCUACCACGAGGCUGAGGGACCCCGAGAGGUUUGCAGCCAACUCCACCACCUUUGCCGUGAGUGGCUGAAGCCAGAGCGAUGCACAAAGACUCAGAUCCUGGACCUGGUGAUCCUGGAGCAGUUCCUGACCGUCCUUCCCUCAGAGAUGGAGAGCUGGGUCAGGGAAUGUGGAGCGGAGACCAGUUCCCAGGCAGUGGCCCUGGCUGAAGGUUUCCUCCUGAGCUGGGCAGAGAACAAGAAACAGGCAGAGCAGCAGGUAAAGUGUCUCUUUGCAGAGGUGGCAGCUAAUUUCCCUGAGAGAGAGAGUUCUUCACUGGAUGUGAAGGAGUGCUUCCUGCUAAGGAGAAACGUUCUGGAGAGCAGUGGAGGUGCUGCAUUACUCAGUGAAGAAAUACUGGUGGCAAGACCUGCUCAGCCGUCUCCUGUUCGCAACAGACAGGAAGCAGUUGCUGUGGCACCAGAUCAGGGUCCCGUGUUGUUUGAGGAGGUUGCUGUGGAUUUCACAGAGGAGGAGUGGGCUCUGCUGGAUGCUGACCAAAGGACACUGCAUAAAAUAGUCAUGGAGGAGAAUUGUAGGAAUGCUUUCUCUCUUGGAUGUGAAUGGAAAACCAAAAAUGAAGGCGAACCACAUGGGGUGUUCGCAGAAUGGGACACAUGUAUACAGAGAGAAGCUCAAAGAAGGAAACCUGAAGGGGAAGAAAAGAGGAGGAAUAAGUCCCCUUAUUCUCAUGGCAACGUGAGCCAUCAUAUCCCGGUCCAAGAAAAUACGCAAAAGAGUACACACUUUGUAUAUUGGAGAAGUUUCCCUUCUAAAUCAAAACCAAAAACUCAUUACAAAAUCCACACAGACGAAAAACAAUUUAAAUGCCUGGAAUGCGGAAAGAGAUUUUCACGAAAGACACAUCUCAUUAUUCACCAAAGAGUUCACAUGGGGGAGAAACCAUUGAGAUGCUUGCAUUUUGGAAAGAGAUUCCGUCAGAAGAGAAAUCUCGCUGCUAAUCAAAGAACUCACAAGGGGGAGAAAGCAUAUAAAUGCUUAGAGUGCGGAAAGAGCUUUCAUCAAAAGUAUGUCCUUUUUACUCAUCAGAGGAUCCAUACAGGAGAGAAACCUUUUAAAUGCUUAGCAUGUGGAAAGAGUUUCUCACAGAAAAUACACCUCACUACUCAUCAAAGAACCCACACUGGAGAGAAACCGUAUAACUGCUUGGAGUGUGGUAAGAGUUUCACUCGGAGGACGAAUCUCACGUCACAUCAAAGAAUUCACACAGGGGAGAAGCCAUAUAAAUGCUUGGAGUGUGGAACAAGCUUUCGUAACACUUCUACCCUUUGUAAUCAUCAGAGGAUCCAUACAGGGGAGAAAGCGUUUAAAUGCUUGGAGUGUGGGAAGAGCUUCCGUCAGAAGAAAAAUCUUUAUGCUCAUCAAAGACUUUACACCGGGCAGAAAGCAUAUAAAUGCUCGGAGUGUGGAAAGAGCUUUCAUCGAAAUUCUGCCCUUGUUACCCAUCAGAGAAUCCAUGUAGGGGAGAAACUGUUCAAAUGCUUGGAGUGUGGGAGGAGCUUCUUACGGAAGACACAUCUCACUACACAUCAGAGAAUUCACACUGGGGAGAAACCACAUACAUGCUUGGAGUGUGGAAAGAGCUUUUCACAGAAGAUCCAUCUCACCACUCACCAAAUAAUCCACACUGGGGAGAAACCAUAUAAAUGUUUGCAGUGUGGGAAGAGCUUCACUCGCAAGUCAAAUCUCACUUCACAUCAAAUAAUUCACACACGGGAGAAGCCUUUUAAAUGAUUGGAGUUUGGGAAAUGUAGACGCAGUCUGGAUAUGGAAUGUGAGUCUGUGACAGUUGAACUCCGCUUUCAGAUUGGUGCUAAGCUGGCAAGGGAUGGAGGAUG
Molecule: messenger RNA, 5155 nt
Organism: Lacerta agilis (Sand lizard)
Lineage: Eukaryota; Metazoa; Chordata; Lepidosauria; Squamata; Lacertidae
Product: zinc finger protein 91-like
Exons: 12
Coding region: 84-5051 (1655 amino acids)
Biological process (GO): regulation of DNA-templated transcription
Source: RefSeq, a predicted model, not a curated record